AUGAUUAAAAGAAUAAUGCUUAGUACAACAUUGAUGGCAACAAUGAACACCCAGGGAGCUACAAAGGCAUGGCGUUCCUGCAAGAACAAAACAAAAACAAAGAGCACCAAAGUGAUAACCGCUGCAAUAAUGAAAAAAAAAAAUAAUCUGCCGAAAAUGGUUUUAAAUUAUCACCAUUUACUAUGCUGAAUGGCAAAAACGACCUACAACUCGAAAAAAAUGUUUUAAGGCUGCUCAUUUUAAAGCAACUGUCCGAUUUGAAAGAACUAAAUCCUAAAAAUGGCCGGUUCGAAGUGGCCCUUUUUUAUAGCGGGAUUUUCCAUAUUUUUCUUCUCCUUGUCCAGCCUCUACUACAUUGGAGGUUUGAUGGGACUAUACAACUUCUUAGAGUAUACUGACGAUGAAAGUAGCGAAAAUUCCACCGAAACAGCCACAGAUCCUUACAUGGCCGCCCUGGAUGGCGAAGACUUGAAAAGCUUGUCACGUGGCCAAGUAGCCGAAAUGACCUUUGAACUACUUAUGGAUGUAGCUGUUCUUGUUUCUUCAGUCUUCUUGUAUGUGGGCCUUAAGAAGAAAUUUCCCAAUUUCAUUUCCCCUUGGCUAAUCAUUUCCUUCUUACAUGUCGUAGUGGGUAGUGUAUGGCUGUUUGUCAUUUUUGGGGAUGAUGAUAAUUCCUUUAUGGAAGAAGCCGUCAACCUUUUCUUAGAAGUGUUUGUUUCUGCAAUGUGGUAUCCCAUCUACAAACAAUACAAAGCAAUUCGUAAUCCUAAGGAGGAGAUACAACCUACUAGCCAAUGUAAUGCCAUCAGGGAAUUUGACCAUCAUAAAACCGCCACAGCACCGCGGGAGGUUUAAAACGAAUGGAUAAAAAAACAGGCAAUCGUAUUGAAAUUUGAUUUGAAACUUUGAAAUAAAACCAAAAACAAAAAAUCCAAAA
Stomoxys calcitrans (stable fly) is the source of this 937-nucleotide messenger RNA. RefSeq lists its product as uncharacterized. The transcript has 5 exons. The coding region runs from base 280 to 855 and encodes 191 amino acids. The record is from RefSeq and is a predicted model, not a curated record. Lineage: Eukaryota; Metazoa; Arthropoda; Insecta; Diptera; Muscidae.